CUCAGCAAGGGAGGUGUCUCCAAUCCCCCAUUCGCCCCACCACCCCCACCAUCACCCCAUCACCACCAUACAAUCACUUCAAUCUACCGCCGUAUCUAUCAACAAUGGCUACGGACACGCUCAUAAUUCUCGACAACAUCCUGCAGGCCGAGGACAAGUCUAGCAAUGCUCUCGAACAGUUCCUCGAGACUCUUACCACCCUGCCCGAAGAGACCUUGAGCUCCGUCUCGACAAAGCUCUGGAUGGCCAGCCGCGAUGAGAGAUGGCGGAUACCAAUCGGCGAGUCAGGAGUGCUUGCCUUCUUCCAGGGAUUGAUCCCCACUGCAAAGGAGCCAGGUCUCAGGCUGAACGCGCUUAAGAUUGUGGGCAAUGCGUGUGCGGAGAAAGAUGCAAACAGAAAGCGCGUUCUUGAGGAACCACUCGGCAUAGAACCCUUCGUCACCGCACUCGUCGACCCGGAGAGACAACUUAUUGCGUCGGUGGUGCUGUUGAACAUCUGUACCGAUUACGAGCCCUCACAACUAGCCGCCAUCGAAAAACAGGCUUGUCAGACACUGUUUUCCAUCAUCGGCGAUGCCGACUUCAAUGGCGAACUUGACUACUUCCUUCGCGUCCUCGAGGUGCUAUUGACUCACGACGCCGGAAAAGCGGCAACCCCAGAAUCCGGCCUCGAGACGUUGCUCCGACACCUCGAGUCUGGCGACGAGAGCUUCGACACUGCGCUAUCGCUCAUAGCGAUCAUCUCAUCGCUUCUCACCACGCACCGCUUUCAGACGCUCGUGCUAAAGGGAGAUGGACUGUUCGCGCGGGUUCUGGACACCAUCGAGAAGACCUACGAACUACCGGUCGAUCCCGAGAAAGAGGCGAAAGAUAGGAGCUUAGCCGCUUACGCUCGUAAUCAGCUCAUCGAGGCAGUGGGAGACAUCGCGACGGAGCCUGAGUUCCUGGAUGGUCAUCCGCUUGGCAGUGAGGUGAUGAAGCGCGUCGAGGGAUGGCUCGAGAUCAAGCCAGGACGCGAAGAAUUGGUGGUGGCGGCUUGCAUGGUGUUUGGAAAUGUGGGCAGGAGCGAUGAGGUGUGCACCACGCUUGUGCAGACGGGGCUGCACCUUCCGUUGUUCAAGGUGGUUGAAGACACCGCGGCCAAGUUCGAAGAGUCGGUGAGGAGGCUCAGGGAGCCUAAAAAGGAGGAGCCCGAGAUUGAAGCCGACACCGGGAAGCCAAGGCCGCCGACGGGUGCCAUGUCGGUUGGUGUGAUCCAUGCCGCUGUCGGAGUGCUCAAGAACUUGGCGAUUCCUGCGCAGAACAAGAAGCCGCUUGUCGACGGCGGCGCCUUCAGGACGAUCAGAUGCAUGUUGACCAUGGAAGGUGUGGGUGUUGGACAAGUCUGGUACUCUGCCGUGAGUCUAGGGAGAUUGUCGAUCGUCAAUACUUUUGAAAACACAGAGAAGUUGCUAUCCAGCACGCCAGACGAGGAAUCCCUCUUCGCCCUCUUCCUCAAGCGCUACAGCGAGGUCGAAGAGCUCCCCGUCAAAGUCGAGAUCUCGCGCACGAUUGCCGCCAUGCUCCGCAUAAUCUAUGCCGAAGAAGAGGGUAACCAGCUGCUCCUCGCCGCGCUCCUCUCGCACUCGGCAGUGGUCGAAGAGGCGAUUUGGGACAUGGUCCGGCAGGACAAAUACCCCGUGGUGCGCAGCGAGGGCUGGUUCGCACUCGCACUGUUCGGCCGAGAACCGCAGGGUGCGAAACGGGUUUUCCCCCAUCUGGAAGCCGAGAAGGAGCUGGUCAAGACCGUCCUCGAGGGCGACGAGAAGAAGGAUAGCGACAAUGUCGGCGUCAUGGUCAUUGAGAUCAAGAAGAACUCUGGCGAGAAGAGUGACGCGCUCGACGAGUUAACCAAGGUGUUCUUCAGGCUGCAGGGUGUCGAGAUGUGAUUGUGCACGGGAGGGAGGGACGGAGGGAUGGAGGGAUGGAGAGAUGGAGGGAUGAUCCGACAAGUGUUUACUCGGAAUAUUAUGGGCGCAAAAUCGAACGUACCGUAGUUAAUGCGUUGGAUAUGGGUUCAUAGAUCUCUGGAUAAAUCACUGGGUGCAUAGAUCACGGGUUCAUAAAUCACCGCAUGUGACAAUUGGC
Tricharina praecox is the source of this 2127-nucleotide messenger RNA. Its product is annotated as armadillo-type protein. Gene Ontology annotation, biological process: positive regulation of GTPase activity. Gene Ontology annotation, cellular component: cytosol. The transcript has 5 exons. The coding region runs from base 105 to 1928 and encodes 607 amino acids. Gene Ontology annotation, molecular function: guanyl-nucleotide exchange factor activity. NCBI's taxonomy places the organism in Eukaryota, Fungi, Ascomycota, Pezizomycetes, Pezizales, Pyronemataceae. The record is from RefSeq and is a predicted model, not a curated record.